Messenger RNA from Peromyscus leucopus (white-footed mouse), 2371 nucleotides. RefSeq names its product aryl hydrocarbon receptor nuclear translocator like 2 (gene Bmal2). The transcript is spliced from 14 exons. Lineage: Eukaryota; Metazoa; Chordata; Mammalia; Rodentia; Cricetidae. The record is from RefSeq and is a predicted model, not a curated record. Gene Ontology annotation, molecular function: protein dimerization activity; RNA polymerase II cis-regulatory region sequence-specific DNA binding; DNA-binding transcription factor activity, RNA polymerase II-specific. The coding region runs from base 438 to 2018 and encodes 526 amino acids. Gene Ontology annotation, cellular component: aryl hydrocarbon receptor complex; transcription regulator complex; cytoplasm. Gene Ontology annotation, biological process: regulation of transcription by RNA polymerase II.
GUAGAAGCAUAGGCUUAUCUUUGGUUUGUGCUUUGAAGACAGGGUCUGGAUGCAUAGACCUUGAACUUGCAGUUGUUUUCCUGCACCAGUCUCCAAAAUGUGGGGAUUACAGGCUUGGGCCCCCAUGAUUUUAAACAUGGAGAAACUUCAGUGGAAACCAUGGGCUUUCUGAGGACCAGGUGGAAACGGAAGACUGAGUGUCAAAAACCUCAGCGGCAGUACUAGAACUCACGGCGGUGUCUUCCGAGCUGGGCUCUAGCACUUUCUAGACGCAGUCAGGAGCUGGGUGGGAAUGAGGAUGACAGCUGUGCAAAUGUCAGGUCUGUUCCACAGGAGGGAGGGAGAAAGGAAACCACAGCCCUCAGACCACAGAUGGCCUAGCUUAGGACGUUCAUGGUCAAAGCCGUUGGACGCAGUGGAGGGAAGCACACAGCCAGAUGGAAAAGCGGCGGAGAGACAAGAUGAACCAUCUGAUUCAGGAGCUGUCGUCUAUGAUCCCUCCACUCAGCCCUGCAACCCCAAAACUGGACAAGCUCAGUGUUCUGAGGAGGGCGGUGCAGUACUUGAGGUCCCUGAGAGGCAUGACAGAGUCUUUCUUGGAAGAAAAUUCUAGACCCUCAUUUAUUCAUGAUAAGGAGCUCAGUCAUUUAAUCCUCAAGACAGCAGAAGGCUUCCUGUUCGUGGUCGGAUGUGAACAAGGGAGAAUUCUCUUUGUAUCUAAGUCCAUCUCCAAAACACUGCAGUAUGACCAGGGCAGUUUGAUGGGACAAAAUUUGUUUGACUUUUUACACCCAAAAGAUGUUGCCAAAGUAAAGGAACAACUUUCUUGUGAUGUUUUCCCAAGAGAGAAAUCUCUAGACACCAAAACCCCUCUGCAGGUUUACGGUCACGGCCACACUGGGCGACCACACAUGCAUUCUGGCUCCAGACGAUCUUUCUUCUUCAGAAUGAAGAGCUGUAAAAUCCCUGUCAAAGAAGAGCUUCGAUGCUCACCCUGCUCAAAGAAGAAAGACCACAAAAAAUUCUACACUGUCCAUUGCACUGGAUACUUGAGAAGCUGGCCUCCGAAUGUUGUUGGCAUGGAGAAAGAGAGGGACAAUGAGAAAGAUAGUGGCCCUCUUACCUGCCUUGUAGCCCUGGGACAGUUACAUCCGUAUUCUGUCCCUCAGAAGAGCGGCAAGAUCAGAUUGAGGCCAACUGAGUUCGUAACCCGCUUUGCAAUGAAUGGAAAAUUUGUCUACGUUGAUCAAAGGGCAACUGCAAUUUUAGGAUACCUGCCUCAGGAACUUUUGGGAACUUCCUGUUAUGAAUAUUUUCAUCAAGAUGACCACAGUAAUUUGACGGACAAGCACAAAGCAGUUCUGCAGAGUAAGGAGAAAAUACUUACAGACUCAUACAAAUUCAGAGUGAAGGAUGGCUCCUUUGUAACCCUGAGAAGCCAGUGGUUCAGCUUUACUAACCCUUGGACCAAAGAGCUGGAGUACAUCGUGUCUGUCAACACACUGGUCUUGGGGCGCAGCGAGACUGGGGACCCAUCCAUACUUCACUGUGGCAGCAAGUCCUCGGAAGACUCAUUCAGACAGCCCUGCGUCAGUGUGCCUGGCGUGACCACGGGGACCGUACUUGAUGCUGGGAGUAUUGGAACGGAGAUAGCAAACGAGGUUCUGAGCCUACGGAGGUUACACUCUUCAUCCCCAGAGGAUUCAAAUCCUUCAGAAGUCGUGAGAGAUAGCCAUGGUAUAAACUGCAGGAAUGCCAGCGUGCCUGUGAGUGAGGUGUCCACAAAGGAGUGCUUUUCACCAAGUCCUGAAACGGGGGGCCUGGAGGCUGCCAGGCAGCACGGGACUUUUGAAGCUGCUCACAGUCACGGGCCCCUCCUCAGUGAUGGUACCCAGCUGGAUUUCGAUGCCCUAUGUGACAAUGAUGACUCAGCCAUGGCUGCGUUCAUGAAUUACCUUGAAGCAGAGGCAGGCCUGGGUGACCCUGGGGCCUUCAGCGACAUCCAGUGGACACUCUAGCAUUUGAACUAAAUGGGAAUCAUUUCAGAGUGUCCCAUUUACGAAACAUUCUAUUCUUCUACACUGUGUCGAUACUUCCCAUCUUUUGUUAAUAGUCUACCGAUUUUUAUACAUCUGCACCUUACUCUCACAGGGCUGUGGGAGAGUGAGUGUUUUCUUCCACAGUGAAACAGUCAAGUUCAUCAAACGCGCUUUACUCAGUGAGCUAGCCUGGGGUCAGGCUGCCAUAUUUUUGCUAAAAUGUUCUGACCAAAAAAAUGCUGCCAACCAUAUUGUUUGGGCUUUGCUUCUGUUUUUUGUAUAAUUUUGUUUUUUGAGCUUGGGAAUUUUAAUAUACUGACAUUUUCCCUGUC